This is a messenger RNA of Pseudonaja textilis, 4680 nucleotides long. NCBI's taxonomy places the organism in Eukaryota, Metazoa, Chordata, Lepidosauria, Squamata, Elapidae. The record is from RefSeq and is a predicted model, not a curated record.
GCCCCGCUGUCCCCCCCCCCCCCCCUCCCUCCCUGCGCUCCGUUCAGACGUGGGUGGCUUUGCUCGGGGUCGCGUGGCGUGGCGUCCGGACACGGGCUUGGGGGUGGGGUGGGUGGAGAGGUGUUUCCCCUCCUCCUGCCGGGAUUAAGCGCGGCGACUCGGCCAGGUCCGGCGUCGUGUUUCUCCGGGAGCUGCGCCCUCCCCCCGCCGCCGCCCCCCCCCUCCCCAUCGCCUUUGAUGACGAGCCGCCGCUCUUGCUUAGACGGCCCCGUUUUAUGAAAAAGGAUGGUUUAGGCUAGACGCGAGUCAGGGACUCCGGAGGAGGAGGAGGAGGAGGUCGGCGCUUGGGAGGCCUCCUCCCGGCGGGCGGGCGGGCGGUAGAACAGGUAAAACGCCAUGGACGCCAGGCUGGGGUGACACUGCCCCGAAGGCUCUGGGCGCCUUGGAUCGGGGUGUGCGUGCGCGUGCAAAGAGGAGCGUGGGAGUGGGUGGGGGGGGGGGGAGCUUUUUUUGGCUUAAGCUUUUGCCCCGGCAGGUUUAUAAAUAGAUCGGUUCAGACGCCGUGUCAAAGGAGGACACCUUGGCAAGGAAGGCAAGCAAGUUCCACCGAGAGAGAGAGAGAGAGACAGACAAACAGACUGCCUGCCUGCCUGCCUUUAGCUUCUCCCUCUCCAUCCAACUGCUGUUGCCACCACACAAUGAAUGCCAGGAGGAGGAGGAGGAGGAGGCCUGGACGCUACCGAUUUUUGUAAGCCGCCAAGGGGGAAGAAGAAGAAGAAGAAGAAGAAAAAAGCUGGAUUUCCUCCCCCCUCUUCUUUUGGGGAGUCCGACCUCCCCUGGGAAAGAGGCCGAAAACAGGAGGGAUCUGGUGGUGAGAAGCCACAUCAGGGCGGAAGGAAGAAAAAACAGCUGGUGAAGCCGAAGGACUCUCUCUCUCUCUUUUUUCUUCUUCUUUGGCUGGGACCCCGAGAACGGGAAGAAAAGAUUGGCGUGAAAAUGAAGCCUGAUCGAGACACCUUAGAUGAAUAUUUUGAAUACGAAGCCGAGGAAUUCCUUGUCAACUUAGCCUUGUUGAUUACCGAAGGCAGAACACCUGAAUACUCGAUUAAGGGCAGGACUGAAGGCUUCCACUGUCCUCCAGCACAGUCAAGUCAACCAACAACAGCCAAACAUGAAUGCAGUGACAGAUUGGCCCAGUGCCGUCAAGCCAGGCAUACCAGAUCUGAAGUUGCAUUGCUGUGGAAGAAAAAUAUUCCUAUUAUGAUAGAAGUGAUGCUACUUCCAGACUGUUGCUAUAGCGAUGAAGGACCCACGACUGAAGGGAAUGACUUAAAUGAUCCUGCAAUCAAGCAAGAUGCACUGUUGUUAGAAAGAUGGAUUUUACAGCCAGUUCCACGGCAAAGUGGUGAUCGAUUUAUUGAAGAGAAGACCCUCUUAUUGGCUGUCCGCUCUUUUGUGUUCUUUUCUCAGUUAAGUGCUUGGCUGAGUGUGUCACACGGAGCUGUGCCUCGUAACAUUCUUUGCAGAGUGGGUGCUGGUCAUGUGGAUCUGCAGUGGGCAUUUUCCCAGACACCAACAGAACACCUUUUCCCUGUCCCCAAUAUUUCUCACAAUGUGGCCUUGAAAGUCAGUGUCCAAUCUUUGCCCAGACAAUCGACCUACCCAGUUCUGACCUGCAGCAUUCAUGCCAACUUUGGCUUCUACGAAAAGAGAAGAGAAGAGACUAAUGUCCAUCAGCGCUGCUGUGAUUCCAUUAAGACCGAACAAUCCAGUGUGACCAACUCGCAACACCCUUGUGGCAAACUGAUGUGGGCUGGAAGCGUGCUUGGUGUAAAGCAAGGCCCCGAGUUUAACACUGCUGUCAGAAACCUGAAACUUUAUCCCUUAGCUGGCCUUGGAUCUGACUUUGGAUCGUUAGAAUCAAAAGUUCAGGGCUACCCAGCUGGUUUGGAGAGCAGGGCGCUGAUGCCAGAAACACCGGAGAGAGCUUUGAAAUCCUCUUGCUUGGCUGAUCCCCAUGGCCAUAACAGCAACCCUUCCCGCCAGUCAUUGGGAGAUUCAAUUCCUUUGAUAGGCUCUUUACUCCAAGAGCGCCAUGAAGUUAUAGCCAGGAUUGCCCAGCAUCUCAUUCACUGUGAUCCGGCAGCAUCCCCUGUCACAAGGAAGGCCUUUAGUACAAAUGAAGCCGGUGUGGCAAACCCCAAGGGUCUAUGCCAUGCCCCUGAAGAGAAAAACUUGCUGAAGAAAGGAAGGGAAUUGCCCUCCGUUGCUGCUAACUUGGAACACAAUGCUUCAGAAAACGUUGGAAAAGUCCAACUAAUACCAGAAACACCCUUGUCUCGCUCCUACGUCCCCGUGAACCAGUGUUUCCACCAGACGAGAGAGGAAACCAACCCUCUCAUAAGCUCCUUACUGCAAGAGAGGCAGGAGGUUAUCACAAGGAUUGCCCGACACUUGAUUCAUUGUGAUCCACCGCCAUCACAAGGUACGCCUCCUGUGUUCACUUUUCACGACGCUAGUGCAGUUAAUCCGAAGGCUUUUCACAGUUCCUAUGAAGAGGACAGCCUGCUGAAGAAGAGCAAGGAGGUCCCUUCCGAUUCCUUCUCUAGUUCUAGAUUGGCUUUGCCAGCAGAUGACCCCAAGGCAAAACUUAAAACACCAACAACUCCAUUGCACUCACUUAAAUGUGACGCAGACCAGAACGUAUCUCCUGGCUUUAGAAGAAAACUGCUGCUAGCAGGGACCAAUGAAGUAGUCCAAAACACAUUUCAUCAAAGUCCUCUAACUUGCACGACCCAAUCAUGUAACAAAGAGGGUUAUAAAUUGGAACUGGCAGAUAAAUUGGAGUCUGUGCUUUCAGGUUGUCCCCAUAAACCUCAAGCAGCAAAGAGAGGCACCGCCAAGCCGUGUUCACAUUUCAGAUGUAGUAACGAACUGGUUUGUAGAAGUAAGUUUAAGGACAGAACGAGCUCUUGUGAAAAUAGCGACCCACACUGUUCAAAUAAUCCCCAGGUGGAUCAGCACCGAAUACUUGAAAAUGUUAAAGCGGCUACAGUGCCAGCAUCUGACGGCUGGCACAAAUAUGAGUCCAGGCACUUAAAUAAAGACUCCAAACAAUCUAAUGUUUCUGAACAAAACUCUCAGCUCACUAGUAUUGAAAACUAUUUACACAAAGACCUUGACGCUUCCAAAUGCAAAAGUAAACAAGACAGAGUGAAAAAUCCCAAUGACGAAAAUGAAGAGCCAAUUGACUAUAAGGCACAGAAGCAUUAUCAGAAGCCUGUAGAAGAUUCCUUGGCUGCUGUUUUUGAACAAAGGAAAAACGCAGAGGUGCUGGAUGCUGUCUUCUUCUUUGGGCAGAAAACAAUACCACUCAAACACGUGUGGCGCAAAAGUAAUUUUCACCACUUGGAUGGGACUUCUACCAAGGCCUUCCACCCCCGGACUGGAUUACCUCUCCUUUCAAGUCCAGUUCCUGAAAGAAAAACACAGACAGGAUGCUUUGAUCUUGAUGCAUCGUUAUUGCGUCUGAAAUGUUUCUCCUCUAAAAGUCCACAACGAUACAUAAGCAAAGAGAAUGAUUCUGACAUCCAUGAGAAAGCACUCCUAAGUUCCAGUGCACCAUCUGUUACAAGUCUUAGCCUUCUUGGAAACUUUGAGGAAUCUGUACUGAACUAUCGUUUAGAUCCGCUGGGUAUUGUAGGUGGCUUCACAGCUGAAGUGGGAGCAAGUGGACUUUUCUGUCCAACUCACAUGACGCUUCCUGUUGAAGUUUCUUUUUAUAGCGUUUCUGAGGACAACGCACCCUCUCCGUAUAUGGGUGUAAUCGCUUUAGAGUCCCUUGGUAAAAGGGGUUAUCGGGUACCUCCUUCAGGAACAAUACAAGUGACCUUAUUUAAUCCUAACAAGACUGUGGUGAAGAUGUUUGUGGUGAUCUAUGACUUACGAGAGAUGCCUGCCAAUCACCAGACAUUCCUGCGGCAAAGAACUUUUUCUGUCCCUGUCAAGCGAGAAACAAGAAAAAGCAUUAUUCAACAAAAUACUCGACAUACUGAAGAGAGACUAUUACGCUACCUCAUUCACCUGAGGUUCCAGAGUUCCAAGUCUGGAAAGAUCUACCUCUACAGAGAUGUAAGACUUCUGUUUUCCCGAAAAUCUAUGGAAGUGGACAGUGGCGCUGCAUAUGAACUCAAAUCUUACACUGAAUCUCCAAUGAAUCCUCAGUUUUCACCCCGGUGUUAGCAAAACACAACCGUGAAACUAUUUCCUCAAUGACCAGAUUAUUAUUCAAGACAAAACAAUAAAAUAUCCUGUGCAAAACCUGAAUCACGGAGGUGGUGAGAAGGAUGGUCAGAUGGGAGUCAAAACCUCUUGGACCAGUUCAGAAAUGUUUUUAGAAUGAGCUUUGUGUAUUCUGAAUAGACUGGAACACACUUAGUCGUAACCUUUUUAUACUCGUUUUAAACCACUUCAUUGGAUGUGUUGCAAUAGCAGAGUCCCAAAUUAGUUUAGUGUUUACACCUUAUUUUAUUUUUAUUUUGGGCUAUUUAAUAUUUAAUGUUCCUUUCACUUAAGUGAUGUUUGUCUUUACUGUUCUAAUGUAGCACAAAUCCGAUGUAAAAUCAUACUACGUAUUUUUGACAUUAAUAUUGAAAUCUUGAAAUAUAUACAGAACCUUUA